Messenger RNA from Drepanopeziza brunnea f. sp. 'multigermtubi' MB_m1, 435 nucleotides. NCBI's taxonomy places the organism in Eukaryota, Fungi, Ascomycota, Leotiomycetes, Helotiales, Drepanopezizaceae. The record is from RefSeq and is a predicted model, not a curated record.
AUGCCUCACGUCGUCACACAGUGGGACUCGGAUCAUGUAUCACCGACAGACCACGAUGGGCGGCUCUCCACGGAGCUGGAGAAUGCCACCUUGAAGGAAUACUUGAGACCCUUUCAGAUAUAUAUACGAAGGCCGAGGAGGGCAGGAGGAGCUAGACGGCCAAAUUUGAAACUUCUUGCAGCUCGAGAACUAGAGAAGUGGGAAUCCAAAGCACCGAGAGUCAAGGGGGAAGCAUCAGUUGGUAGAAAGACGCCCUUAUCUGCUACCGAAUCUCUAUUCGAAAUGUACUACUCGGACACUUACGGCUCACCAAACUCGUCUGCCUACUCAUCCACCGAAUCCUCUUUCGUUGCCGAGCUUGAGGAUACCGCAAUGAAUACGACUCGUUCACGCAGCUCUUGCCCACCAAGUUCAAACAAGCAGAUAUACAUAUAA